AUGUCCAAGAGCUGCGUCAUGGCCACAUCCAGAGACUUUUAUGAUGAGCAGCCACUACACAGUCCCCGUCCCAGCAGAGUGCGUCGCAUUCCCGGACAUCUGGAGGACUAUGAGGUUGGCUUUUCAUUCCAACGUCCACCACAAAGCCCCGAGAGCUGGUCAACUUCAUCCUCUCAUGAUGAUGAUGAAGACAGGAUUCAGCAUUUGGCGUCAGCUUAUCAGGCACUCGGUCGACAAAUGAGGGAACUUCAGACGGAAAUGAGCAACGUUCGGCUGACACAAAGCGCCCAACCUGCCAAGCAUAGAUAUGCCCAGGAACAGCAGUACAGCAGCAUGCCACAGCUCCAGCCUCUUCAGUCAUGGCAUGCAUCAGAACGUUCAGGGCAUUCUUCCCCCAUAGUACCUUUGUCACCCAUAGCUCCUGUGCAGCAUCCUCCCCCGACAGGGCAAGCUAGUGUUUCAGCACCAGUGGCAGCUCCUUUACUACCAGCAGUGCCUCCAAACUACACAGCAGGUAUAGUCCAGGGAGCAGAGACCGGUGAGUACUGGCCACCGCCUCCUCCUCCAGUAGAUCCCGCUCAAGCAGCUUUGUUGCCCCCUCUGUACGACACCUCACACAGAAGUGUAGUUGCACCGCAUGUAGUUGCUCCUCAAGGCACGCCCUACAGCGCACCUCCUCCCUCACAUCCAUAUAGUGCACCUGUCUAUUAUCCACAUAGUAGACAGCAGUAUGCGUAUCCCCAAUGCAUAUACUCCAAACAGCACUCGUACGCCUACAGCACCUGUCAGCCAGCCAUAUUUAGCUCCUCCCCCUGUCAGUGCUAA
This is a messenger RNA of Knipowitschia caucasica, 825 nucleotides long. Lineage: Eukaryota; Metazoa; Chordata; Actinopteri; Gobiiformes; Gobiidae. The record is from the annotation of a GenBank genome assembly.